CCCCCUCCCUCAGUGAGUGUCCUGCUCGCUGUGUCGCAGCCGUACCUCCUUCGCAGCCCGCAGUCGUUCGCGAGGACACACUCGUCGUACAGAAGCAGAGCGCAUGUGCCGCCCGGCCCCCGGCGCCCUGGCGUCGCAGAUAGGGCGCAAAGUGCAGAAAGCCGGGCGCAUGCAGAGGCCGCAGCAUGGCCAGCAGGAGGGCGAAGGAGAAGCGUAGCAGAGGCGUGCUCACGCUCAGGAGAAGGAGGACUUGGACGGUGCAGACGGCGACUGGCGGACAUGGGAGAAGCCUAAAGCGAAGGCACGGCGGACGGGCGUGCGGAGUCGGGCCUGUCCGCGCGGCUGCUUGUCCUCGCACCACCACACCCGUCUCGCCCAGCACACCCGCUGACCGCCGCUGCAGUCCUCAAGAAUGGUCAACCUCCGCUCCCAGAAGCGCCUCGCCGCGUCCGUGCUCGGCGUCGGCCAGCGCAAGAUCUGGCUCGACCCCGCCGAGCAGACCGACAUCGCCAACGCCAACUCGCGCGCCAACGUGCGCAAGCUGAUCAAGGACGGCCAGAUCAUCAAGAAGCCCGUCGUCGGCCACUCGCGUGCCCGCGCGCGUGAGCUCCUCGCCGCCAAGCGCAUGGGCCGCCACACUGGCACCGGAAAGAGGAAGGGCUCCAACGAGGCGCGCAUGCCGACCAAGGUCAUGUGGAUGCGCCGCCAGCGUGUCCUGCGUCGCCUGCUGCGGAAGUACCGUGAGGCUGGCAAGAUCGACAAGCACCUCUACCACGAGCUGUACAUGAAGUCGAAGGGUAACGUGUUCAAGAACAAGCGCGUCCUGAUGGAGCACAUCCACAAGGCCAAGGCCGAGAAGGCUCGCUCGAAGCACCUGUCCGACCAGAUGGAGGCUCGCCGUCUGCGCAACAAGAACAUGCGCGAGCGCCGUGCCAACCGCAUCGCCGAGAAGCGGGCCGCCAUCACGGCCGUCGAGCUCGAGGCCGAGGAGCAGAAGUAAUCGCAUCUCUGCUCGCCUCGUCUUCGUCUCUCGUCGUCUUUGCAUCUCGCGUUACCAGCCCCUCUCACCCUCAUCGUCCGCUUCCCGUUCCGGCUUCCGCUCUGUUCACGCUGCCCAAAAAAUCACAUCGACGCACGGCCCGGCUCGCGCCGUCGAGCUCGCGCCUGCGCACGGCGGGCCUUGGCUGCGCCACGCGGGGCGGCUGUCGCCGAGGGGCACGCGACACACACUCUGGCCGUCUCCGCAUCCCCCACCCCACCCUCCGCUCACAGCGGUGCCGUGCAGCACCGUGUGUCUAGCAUCCCUCCCCCGCGUGUGUGACCGCGCGGCCCUGUAUUCAUCAGCCUCACGCCCACACAUCAAACACCUGCGCCACGGCGCGCCACAAUACGCAC
Tilletiopsis washingtonensis is the source of this 1395-nucleotide messenger RNA. RefSeq lists its product as hypothetical. The record is from RefSeq and is a predicted model, not a curated record. The transcript has 2 exons. Bases 413 to 1000 code for a protein of 195 amino acids. Lineage: Eukaryota; Fungi; Basidiomycota; Exobasidiomycetes; Entylomatales. Gene Ontology annotation, molecular function: structural constituent of ribosome; RNA binding. Gene Ontology annotation, cellular component: cytosolic large ribosomal subunit; ribosome. Gene Ontology annotation, biological process: translation.